AAUGAAGAUUCGCUGCUGUGUUGCUGUUGUCUCUCUCCAUCACUGUCUCUUUCUCUCUUAUUUGACUUCUUCAUAUGCGCAAGCUCUCUCCUCAUGAUCCCUUUGUGUUAUUUUCGGCGGAAUCACAGUUCGAAGCUUUAAAUAGGACCGAGUUUCCAACGAAGAAGGCAGUUCAUAAUAUCGUUUCUACAUGCUGGAGCAUCGUACAAUUUUCGAAAAACUGGAUUCUUUAAAGAGUGAUAUUAGAUAUUUACUUUAUCCAAAAAUGCCGUCCGAGUGCAUCGCUAAUCCGUUGCAACGGGAAUUGGCCGACUCAAUAAUUCGAAUGCAACCACUUGAUGAGAUAAGGAUUCUCCUUGCAUGCGGUGCAAAACCAAAUGAUGUGGUUACACAGGGCCUUAGGCCCCUUCAUUAUGCUGUUUGGCAAAGAUAUGAGGAUGCUGCGCAAUUAUUAUUGGUGAGAGGUGCCGAUAUUGAUGCCACUGAUGAAUGCGGAUAUUCCGCAUUGCAUCUUGCUGCUGAACACGGUUAUCUUGAUCUUGUCAAACUAUUACUUAAAUAUGGUGCCAAGGUCGAUCAUCGACAGGACACCGAUGAAUUAUUUCCCAGAACCACAUUGUGUGAUGAGCCAUUGCGUUUGGCUUUGAGAAAUCGUCACAUACAAGUUGCAAAAACACUUUUAGAAGCUGGUGCUAAUCCGAAUAAAAAAUAUUUUUUUGGUUCCGAAAUUAAUUUGGUCUCGCCACUGGAUUUGGAGUGUAUGGAUUUACUUUUGGCUUUUGGUGCUCAUCCAAAUACGAGAGAUCGAGCUGGACUCACUCCUCUCAUGAAAGCUGCCAGGUUGCCUCAGGGCAUCGCAUCGGUUCUUAUUUUAUUACACUAUGGAGCUGAUGUGAAUGCAAUGGCAGAUGUCAGAAAUGAUUAUCGAACUGUUUUACAUUAUGCGAUACUUGGUGGUGAUCCAGCUGUUAUCAAUCUUCUUUUAAAACAGGGUGCAACACUUGAUCUUGGUGUUGAUUAUCAAAAACCAACUGCCUUGGAUUUGUCUAUUCUUAAGGGAGAUUUGGCUAUUGUUGAAAUGCUACUUAAAGCAGGAGCAAAUGUAAAUGCAACAUCGCCAAUAAUUGGUUCUCCAUUACAUGUAGCUUGCGCUGACAAUAUACCAAAUAGAUUGGAAAUUCUUUCAAUGAUAUUGGAACGAGGCGCUGAUCCAAAUUUGGUAAUACGUAGCGAUGAGGGUUUAUCAUUAAGGCCAGUACUCGCUGAAUAUGUUGCAUCAAAUGAAAAUCCAUCGGUGGAAGUUGUGGCAUUACUUUUAAAAUAUGGUGCAAGAGUUGUGAUUAAAACACAAUUUCGUGAUCCACAUGGAAUUUUAAAUUCAUUACAAAAUACCGCCGAUAAACCAAGAAUAUUACAAGCACUAUUAGAGGCUGCCGAAAGUUUUGAUCCAUGUAUGAUUCGAAGAUCGAGUAGUUUAACGGAUGCGCAAAAAGCACUCGUUAUGGAAGCAGCGAGAACACCAUUGCCAUUAACACAUCAAGCGAGAUUAAUUGUUCGCAAACUUUGUGGUACAAAAUUACCGAAAAUUGUCCGAAGGCUUCAAGUACCGCAAUCACUUCAUCGUUAUCUUCUUUAUGAUUUUUACUAGUUCACUGAAUUUUAAUUCAGUUUUACUGAUACCGAUUGUGAUACCUUUUCAAAUUUCCUUGUCAUGUGCGGUACUUUUGGAAGAUCAAGAAAAGAAGAGCCUCUGGAUAACAAGGACUAUAAAUUUUAAUUCUAUGACCAUUUUUUCUCAAUGCAAAAAUAAUAAUUGCAUUUGUUAUUUAGAAAUUGAAUAGACUUUAAAAAAAAAGAAUAAUAGAAAAUAUAUAUUUUUGAAGAUAAAUGUUUUCGUGAAAUAUUUUCGAAAACUGUAUUUAAAAAUCACUAUUAUAUUUUUGGAAAAUUAUUGUAAAAAGUAAUAGUAAAUUAGAAAUGAAAUUAAAUUGUAGAGAAUAUUUAAAAAGUGUUAAAAAAAAUUGUUGAGAUUUAAAAAUCAUUUUAGAGAAGAAUUUUAUGAAAAAAAAAACCUAAUUUUUUUUUUUAAACCUUUGAGGUCAUUUUUGUUCCACACAUGAUAUUUUAUGUACUGACCCUUAGUAUUAUUUAUUAUUCAUUCAUUCUUUUUCGUAUUAUUAAUUAUAAAAAAAAAUUACGUAUUACCUAAAACUUGUAUAAUUACGUCCGGUCCAUCGAUAUUGUGAUUAUGUUAAAUAAUUAUGUUAUUAUAAUAAAAAAUACCAUUAUGCAUUAUCAAUAUUA
Messenger RNA from Leptopilina boulardi, 2304 nucleotides. RefSeq names its product ankyrin-2-like. Gene Ontology annotation, cellular component: cytoplasm. The record is from RefSeq and is a predicted model, not a curated record. Lineage: Eukaryota; Metazoa; Arthropoda; Insecta; Hymenoptera; Figitidae. Gene Ontology annotation, molecular function: protein binding. Bases 191 to 1648 code for a protein of 485 amino acids. The transcript has 7 exons.